Molecule: messenger RNA, 414 nt
Organism: Aspergillus costaricaensis CBS 115574
Lineage: Eukaryota; Fungi; Ascomycota; Eurotiomycetes; Eurotiales; Aspergillaceae
Exons: 4
Coding region: 1-414 (137 amino acids)
Source: RefSeq, a predicted model, not a curated record
AUGAAGAGCAAUCAGUCCUAUAACAUUCAAGUGGUCAAGCGAAAGGACAAUAUCAGCCCACAUGCAGAGCUGAGCAAGGAAGACAAGAAUGUUGCUACAGUCAACUUUCUCAGUGAACUCUGGGACAUUGUUGCACACGACAACCAGUGGAGAGACGAAGAACUGAAGAAGUCUCUUAUGCUAUUUCCCACCGAGAAUAUCAUAAUGGUGAAAGGAGAAGACUGGCAAAUCUACAUCGCAAUCCGUGUACGCCAGAUUGUUGGGGCCCCUCCCGGGACAGAGGACGAGCGGUUGCUCUGCAGUCGGGAGUUUGUCACCAAGCACAUCAAUAUCAUUUUAUCGCUUGAGGAAAAUACUGCAGCGACUUAUGAUCCGCCGAACGCAGGGCUCAGCGCUGCCGAUUGGGUCCACUAA